Aplysia californica (California sea hare) is the source of this 1171-nucleotide messenger RNA. Its product is annotated as peptidyl-glycine alpha-amidating monooxygenase A. The record is from RefSeq and is a predicted model, not a curated record. Bases 173 to 1171 code for a protein of 332 amino acids. Gene Ontology annotation, molecular function: protein binding. The transcript is spliced from 7 exons. NCBI's taxonomy places the organism in Eukaryota, Metazoa, Mollusca, Gastropoda, Aplysiida, Aplysiidae. Gene Ontology annotation, cellular component: extracellular region.
GUGUUCCAGAGACCCCCUUUGACAAUCCCUGUAUGUAUGUAUGUAUGUAUGUAUGUAUGUGUAUGUGUCAGCUGACCUGUGUGUAUGUGUAUGUUCCAGAGAUCCACGUUGACCGUCCCUGUAUGUAUGUAUUUAUGUGUAUGUUCCAGAGAUCCACGUUGACCGUCCCUGUAUGUAUGUAUGUAUGUAUGUGUAUGUUCCAGAGAUCCACUUUGACCAUCCCCUGCAACUGAACACCUCGUGGCCUGGGGUGGAGCUGACCGUGGGUCAAGUGGGGGGCGUGUCGGUUGACCAGCGAGGGAACCUCUACGUCUUCCACAGGGGCAGUCGUGUGUGGAACGCAGCGUGUGUCAUCUGUCGUGUCAGUGUGCCAUCUGUUGUGUCAGUGUGCCAUCUGUUGUGUCAGUGUGUCAUCUGUUGUGUGUUCAAGAUCCCAGCAGGCAGCGACACGCCCACACUGACCAUCGGUCAUCGGUUCCAGCACGGGGAAGAGCUCACCUUUUUCUGUAAACCUACAGACGUAGCCGUGCUGAGCUCGGGGGAGUUCUUUGUCUCGGAUGGUGUGUCUGCCGUGUGUCUGUCUCUAUUAACCUGUGUGUCUGCCGAAGUGUCUGUCAGUGUUGACCUGUGCGUGUGCCGGUGUGUCUGUGCAGGUGUGUCGCCACCCCCCGGCACGUUUGACGUCCCCCACAGUGUCACGGUGUCAGAGGGCACGGGUCAGCUGUGUGUGGCUGACCGGGAGAAUGGGCGUGUCCAGUGCUUCGACCUGGAGGGGAACUUUGACCACCUCAUCCGACACAAGGAGUUUGGGCCCCGCCUCUUUGCCGUGGAGGUCUGUCCGCUACGAGGAGUGUUGUAUGCGGUGAAUGGCCCGGCCUACGACGGACCCUCAGACCUGACAGUCCAGGGGUUCACGGUAGACAUGAGCUCUGGUCAACUGCUGGAGUCGUGGAACAUACCGCAGGGACUGAGGAACCCCCAUGACCUGGCAGUGGACCCCACCACCUGUGGCUCCGUCUAUGUGGGAGAACUCAACCCUCGGGUGGUGUGGAAGCUGACCCGUGCUGACCGCUCCACCACCCCCACCCCUCACCUACACAUGGACACUCAGAUUGGUAGGUCGUGUCUGUGUGUCGUGUCAGUGUGUCUUGUGUCAUUGUGUCUGGUGUAA